GAGGGGAACUUAGUAUUUCUGGCUAGCUCUGUGGUAGGCGCUAACGAUCAAAACAGCUCAGGAGGUGGAACUUGUGUCGUGUGAAAAGGAGGCAGUCGGAGACCAGCCCGAAUACAACAGCACUAUAAAGAGUAAUAACUGGAAGUAAGGGUAGGUAGAAUUAAACAGCCACCAUGUCAAGCAAAAAGGCAAAGACCAAGACCACCAAGAAGCGCCCUCAGCGCGCAACAUCCAAUGUAUUUGCCAUGUUUGACCAGUCACAGAUCCAGGAGUUCAAAGAGGCCUUCAAUAUGAUUGAUCAGAACAGAGAUGGUUUCAUCGACAAGGAAGAUUUGCAUGAUAUGCUCGCUUCUCUAGGGAAGAAUCCCACUGAUGCCUAUCUUGAUGCCAUGAUGAAUGAGGCCCCAGGCCCCAUCAACUUCACCAUGUUCCUCACCAUGUUUGGUGAGAAGUUAAAUGGCACCGAUCCUGAAGAUGUCAUCAGAAAUGCUUUUGCUUGCUUUGAUGAAGAAGCAACAGGCACCAUCCAGGAAGAUUACCUGAGAGAGCUGCUGACAACCAUGGGGGACCGGUUCACAGACGAGGAAGUGGACGAGCUGUACAGAGAAGCACCUAUCGACAAAAAGGGGAAUUUCAACUACAUCGAGUUCACGCGCAUCCUUAAACACGGAGCGAAAGACAAAGAUGACUGAAAGAACUUUAGCUAAAACCUUCCAGUUACGUUGUCUUACUCUCUUUUUUAUUUUUCAGACACUCCCCCUGUCCUUAUAGAACCUGUUGCAUGCAACUUAAGUUUCACAGCUUUGCUUUUUUUUUCUUUUUUUGGUGUAUUUAUUCUAGACUUUUCUGCCACCUAGCACUUGUAUAAUCAGACUGGAAAUGGGGAUGAGGUUGUAAAUUGUAUUGAAAAAGAAAUCGUGAAUAAAAAUCAACAAAUGUGAAAGCCCAGGAAAAUAUAUCCGUAUUUCUGGUUUUGCUGGAUUUUUACAUUUUUAUAUAAUAAAAAUGCUAUUUUGAAAUAAAGAUUAUGCUGACUCAAA
Carlito syrichta (Philippine tarsier) is the source of this 1040-nucleotide messenger RNA. RefSeq names its product myosin regulatory light chain 12B. The transcript has 4 exons. Gene Ontology annotation, molecular function: calcium ion binding. Gene Ontology annotation, cellular component: stress fiber; myofibril; cytoplasm. The record is from RefSeq and is a predicted model, not a curated record. Lineage: Eukaryota; Metazoa; Chordata; Mammalia; Primates; Tarsiidae. Bases 174 to 692 code for a protein of 172 amino acids.